Messenger RNA from Chlorella variabilis, 777 nucleotides. RefSeq lists its product as hypothetical. The record is from RefSeq and is a predicted model, not a curated record. Bases 1 to 777 code for a protein of 258 amino acids. NCBI's taxonomy places the organism in Eukaryota, Viridiplantae, Chlorophyta, Trebouxiophyceae, Chlorellales, Chlorellaceae. Gene Ontology annotation, molecular function: oxidoreductase activity. The transcript is spliced from 6 exons.
AUGGCGCUCCAGGAUAAGGUGGCGAUUGUGACAGGCGCCACGGGCAUUGUGGGCGAGGGGAUUGCGCGUGCCUUUCUCGACGCGGGCGCCACGCUCAUCUGCCCCAUCCGCAGGCGAGCUGCGGCCGCCAGCCUGUGGGGAAGUAUCCCUGACCAGCUGUUGGUGCGCCCGCUGGCCUGCAGCGCGGGCAAGGAGGCAGGCCUGCGUGCGGCGCUGGGCUCGCCAGACACAGCCAGGCUGGACACGCCUGUGGACGACUACAGCAGCGCAGAGGGAUCCAAGCAGCUGGCGCGCUACGUGCAGGUCAAGCACAGGGCAGUGGACCAUGUGGUAGCUUGUACCGGCGGUAUGGUCCCCAUGGGAGCUCUGACCACGGUCACGGCGGCAGGCUUCAGCCAGGCGAUGCACGACCGGGUGCUGGGGCAGAUCCUGCUGGCGCAGGCGCUGGUGCCGCUGCUCAGGGACGAGGCGGGCAGCAGCUACACAGUCAUCACGGGCCGACUGGGCGAGAUGUGCAGCAUGCCGGAGGGUGCGCUGUUCGCCGUCUCCAACGCCGCCGUCUAUGGCGCCGUGCUGGCGCUGCAGGCGGAGCUGCGCUCCCGGCCGCAGCGCAUCAACGAGCUGCGCAUCGGCGCGGUGGUUCGUCGGGACAGCGAGGAGGAGAACCCUCACUUCCCAGGCGUGAAGGCGCACCCCGCAAGCCUGGUGGGCGCUGAGGCCCUGAAGAUUGCCGCGGGCAGCCACAGCGACGAGGUGGUGCGCCUGUACCUGGACUGA